This is a messenger RNA of Brienomyrus brachyistius, 4281 nucleotides long. It is a transcript of the gene abcb10, whose product is annotated as ATP-binding cassette, sub-family B (MDR/TAP), member 10. The transcript has 13 exons. Lineage: Eukaryota; Metazoa; Chordata; Actinopteri; Osteoglossiformes; Mormyridae. The coding region runs from base 415 to 2589 and encodes 724 amino acids. The record is from RefSeq and is a predicted model, not a curated record. Gene Ontology annotation, molecular function: ATP hydrolysis activity; ABC-type oligopeptide transporter activity; ATP binding. Gene Ontology annotation, biological process: transmembrane transport. Gene Ontology annotation, cellular component: membrane.
ACGACGGUUUACGGUAGCAGGAAGUUUCCGCCAUACAUGCCCGGGGCUGCCUGGUAACUCGGCGUGCUUCUGGGCUGCGGCGAUCGCUGAAGGGUGACCUUCUACGCCACUCUCCUUCAAAAGCUUGCUUUUGGUUUUUCUUUUUCUUUAGAUAGUGGAUAUGGAGGGCGUGGCGGGCGUAGAUAGCCCGGGGAUGCGCUGGGUGUCGCUGUGACUAGGGGCAGAUCUCGGCGGCCAGCUGUGGGGCUGUUGCGGACAGAUAAUGCUCGGCAAACGGUCGGGGGAGCAGACAGACCGGCCGAUACUAUCAGUGCGGCAUUAAGCUGUGGCUGUAAAUAAACGUGCAUCCUGUCUCACUGUUGCUCGGAUUACUUUAGAAAGACCUUUGAGCAUUCUGAGCGCACGGUAGUUACCAUGAGCCCGGGAAUCCUUGCGGGCUCGCUGAUUUGGCAGGACAGCAGCCGGCAUGUGGCUCUCAGGCUGGCGCCGCUCCUGCGGCGGACGCGCUUUGCUUCAGCAGCCGCCAGCCUCGGAGCACAUUCACGGCCAGCACCUGGGCCCCGGACUCCCCUCGGAUUAAGGAUCAGGGGCCGAGCCGCCGGAAGCGCGUCCGGGCUGCUGUCGGUGUCCGGCCCGGGUGCUGGGCUCCGGUGCCACAGGCUGGCAGCCCCGUCACCUUUCUGGCUUUCCGCCUGCUUCUACGGCACACCAGCCAGACAGGCGCUGGCAGGGCAGCAGGAGCAGCAGAAAGGGGGCGUCAGAAGCCAGCCGCCGGUGCCGGCGAGCGCAAAGAUCCGCCGGUUACCCUCCGACGACCUGCGCAGGAUCCUGCGGCUCGCCCAUCCGGAGCGUUGGAGGCUGACAGCGUCUGUGGGCCUCCUCCUCGUCUCCAGCACGGUCACCAUGUCGGCACCCUUCUUCUUGGGCCGGGUGAUCGACAGCAUCUCUACGAGCCCUGGGGCAGAAUUCAAUGCCUCGCUCACCUCCCUCUGUGCCAUGCUGACCGGGGUCUUCCUCAUGGGGUCUGCCGCCAACGCUGCCAGGGUCUACCUCAUGCAGAUCUCUGGAGCGCAGAUUGUGAGAAACUUACGCGAAUCCCUUUUUUCCUCGAUUUUGAGGCAGGAGUUGGGCUUCUUCGACGCGACGCGCACCGGCGAGCUCAUUAACCGCCUGUCGGCUGACACGGCGCUCGUAGGGCGCUCUGUCACCGACAAUCUCUCCGACGGGCUCCGAGCCGUCGCCCAGGCAACGGCAGGAGUCGGCAUGAUGUUUUACGUCUCCCCCAGUUUGGCUUCUUUCGUGCUGAUGAUAGUGCCACCAGUGGCCUUCCUGGCUGUGGUCUACGGGAGGUACCUGCGCUCCCUCUCCAAGCGCACACAGGACGCCCUGGCAGAUGCCACGCAGCUGGCCGAGGAGCGAAUCGGCAACCUGAGGACGGUGCGUGCCUUCGGGAAGGAGCUGGCUGAGGUGGAGAAGUACGGCGAGAAGGUGGAGAACGUCCUGCACCUGGCCAGGAAGGAUGCUUUGAUGCGGGGGGGCUUCUUCGGAUUGACUGGCCUGAGUGGGAAUCUGAUGAUCCUGAUGGUGCUGUACAAAGGCGGCCUCCUUAUGGGCAGCGAGAACCUCACCAUGGGCGAGCUCUCCGCCUUCCUGAUGUACUCCUUCUGGGUGGGAGUCAGUGUGGCAGGUCUCAGCUCGUUCUACUCCGAGCUGAUGAAGGGUUUUGGUGCAGGAUCUCGCCUCUGGGAGCUUCUGGACAGAAAGCCGGAGUUUUCCAUCAGCGAGGGUGUGGAGCUGAGGCCGGAGCAGCUGCGGGGGGAGCUGGAGUUCCGUGACGUGUCCUUCGCCUACCCCACCCGCAGGGACGCGCCCAUCUUCCAGCACCUGGACCUGGUGGUACCAGCCGGCUCGGUCAUGGCGGUGGUGGGUUCCAGCGGCACGGGGAAGUCCACCCUGGUGUCUCUGCUACUCAGGCUGUACGACACGGACUCGGGAUCGAUCACCAUCGAUGGCCACGAUAUCCGAGACCUGAGUCCCUAUUGGCUGAGAAAGCAUAUUGGCACCGUCAGUCAGGAGCCGGUGCUGUUCUCCUGCUCCGUCGCGGAGAACAUCGCGUAUGGGGCACCGGAUCCCAGCCUGGUGACGGCCGAGGAGAUCCAUCAGGCCGCUCGCAUGGCCAACGCCUACGACUUCGUCCAGGACUUCCCCCUUGGCUUCGACACCAUGGUGGGUGAGAAGGGCGUGCUGCUCUCAGGGGGUCAGAAGCAGAGAAUCGCCAUCGCCCGAGCUUUGCUGAAGAACCCUAAAAUUCUCCUGCUGGAUGAAGCUACCAGCGCCCUGGACUCGGAGAAUGAGCUGCUGGUGCAGGAGGCCCUGGAGCGGCUGAUGCACGGCCGCACGACGCUCAUCAUCGCCCACCGCCUGUCCACCGUGCAGAGCGCCGACGCUGUGGCGGUCCUGGGCCGGCAGCGCGUGCUGGAGUGUGGCCCCCGGGUCCAGUUGCUGGCUGACCCCCAUGGCCACUUCAGCAGGCUGAUGGAGAGGCAGGCUUUGCUGCAGAACAGCCACAAGCAGACGCUGUAUGAGUAGAAGCCCCCCCCCCCAAUCCAUUUCUCUAUCUACAUUUUAUACAAUUUCUACUUUUUUGUACUUGCUGGAAAAACUUGAAGUGGAUUAUUAUUUUUAUUGUUUAUUAUCAGUUUUUUUUUUUUUUUUUUUAAAAAAAAAAGGUUUUCAGGGAGGGCACCUUUAAGGGGGGGUCCCUCACUCUCCUGUACAGAUCUGUAAAUGACUCCCAUGACUCCUGGAUACAGUCUGGUGGCCGCAGAGAAAGAUGGUGCACAUCUGCUAUUGCGAUGUAGACCUACACCCAGCAUGGGGGGGGGGGGGGGGUGGAGUGUGUUACUCUCUCUGCUAACGAGGCGCCGUUAACGUAGCCAACACUGUGUUACUCUCACUGCUAACGAGGCGCCGUUAACGUAGCCAACACUGUGUUACUCUCACUGCUAACGAGGCGCCGUUAACGUAGCCAACACUGUGUUACUCUCACUGCUAACGAGGCGCCGUUAACGUAGCCAACACUGUGUUACUCUCACUGCUAACGAGGCGCCGUUAACGUAGCCAACACUGUGUUACUCUCACUGCUAACGAGGCGCCGUUAACGUAGCCAACACUGUGUUACUCUCACUGCUAACGAGGCGCCGUUAACGUAGCCCCCCCCCCCCCCUUGCCACCAUUCAGUUUUUAAAGAGUAAUUAACGCUCUUCUGAUUCCUGUUAGUUACUGAUUGUUUUAGGGCUCGUUCCUUUUCACUCACUCCAUCUGUGUCAUAACUGCCCAGGCUGAUGUGCUGGGGUGGGACAUGCAGCCGGUUCCGGUUCCUGCUGUGUCCAAAUGGGCCGCUAAUGAGCCCCGAAUAUGGCUGUUUGUGUCACAUUUAACUUACCACCCAGGAGGAGGGUCACGCUCAUGUACAGCAACUGCUCCUAGUGCCGUACCAUGACGUAGGAGUGAACCCCAGUUGAAGGCAUUAAUUAUGUUCCGUAAAUGAUUGGAUAGAGGAAACUUUAAAGUUUUGGACUUAAGUGAUGAUUAGUGUGUAAUGUGGACUGUGGACGGCCCAGUCAGGGCUGAUGAGGGGUCGGAACAGGGGGCCAGUGAAAAGGGGUCCCUGCUGGGCCGGGCUUUACUGGUAUCAGCAGGUUUCACCAGGGGUGCUGUCCCGGGUCCCAUCUGGGACCAGAAAGGCGGGUUUCGUUCCAGAUUUAAAGACUGGACCGGCACUGAGAAUCAUAAAAUGUGACCAGACCUACUGCUCCUCUGCAGAGAUCUGAUCGAGAACCAAAAACGCUGUCACUCCAGCAGAGGAAUGUUCGUGAUUUUUAUUCUUAUACUCAAGUUCAGAAUGUGCUUUAAAAAAUUCAGCUAUUUCACAGUAAAUGGCUGUAUUUCGGAAAAAAAAUUACUGCGGUUGACAAAUGUCUAUUUUUAAGAGUUACGAUCCGUGGAAGAUGAUAAUUAUCGGAAUAAAGUUAAUUUAAAUCAAAGAUCUAUUUAACAAACAUAAAGAUGCCUUUUAAUUUGUAUUUUGUAAAAAUGCGUUUGUAAUGAGACCUUUUCGUUUGUCUGGGUGAUGGUUUCUGCUGCUUGGGUUAACGCUAGACAAGAGACUUACACCGAAGAUUUAAAUAUGACACUUAAAAAUGUAAGGAGUUUAAAUAAAUGUAUACCAUAUAUCUAUGUUAAUGAUGGUUAAUCAAUUAAUAAAAUUAUUAAGUAUAA